AUGAACGUUACAGGGAAGCACCUUCCACCACUGCUUGAACGCCCUGUCAGCCUUCUUGUACCGACUUGGACAAAGACAGGUAUAGCACGACUGUUUGAUGAGGAAUCUGAGAAUGCCUAUGACAUCCGACUAAAGCUGUCCAAGGAUGUUAUAACAAUUCAAAAACAAGAUGUUAUCUGUAUCACUGGAAGUGAACCUCAUUCACAUCACAGAACUGUUACACUCUGCAGACAGCCUGUUGGAGGAAUGGGUCUAAGUAUUAAAGGUGGGGCUGAACAUAGUGUACCGGUUGUCAUUUCAAAAAUUUUCAAAGAUCAAGCAGCGGACCAGACGGGGAUGUUAUUUGUAGGAGACGCCAUGCUGCAAGUAAAUGGCAUUAAUGUUGAAAACUCUACUCAUGAAGAAGUGGUAAAUCUACUGCGAAAUGCUGGAGAUGAAGUUACUAUCACCGUUCAGUACCUCAGGGAAGCCCCUUCCUUCCUUAAGCUCCCACUAGGCUCACCAGGACCGUCCAGUGACCACAGCAGUGAGGCGUCUUCUCCUCUAUUCGACAGUGGCCUACACUUAAAUGGAAACUCCACAAAUACUGCACCAUCAUCACCUUCCUCACCUUCAGCUAAUGAACCAAAAUAUGAGAAGCGUUGGCUGGACACCUUAUCUGUCCCCUUGUCGAUGGCUCGAAUCUCAAGGUACAGAGCUGCAACAGAUCAAUUAAGGCCCAAUAGCUUUGAAGUCAUGGCAUUGGAUGGAGUAAGCACUGGGAUCUUUCAGUUUUACACUGCCCAGGAAAGCACUGACUGGCUGAGGGCAAUAUCAACCAACAUCAACGAUCUGACCCUGCAAAACAUGAAAAUGGCCAAUAAAUGCUGUUCUCCAAAUGAUCAGAUAAUUCACAUGGGGUGGGUGAGUGAGAGACUUCUGGCAUCUGAUUCCUCUCAGCUUUACAAGUUCAAGUUUCUGGGACUGAAGAGCUCAUUGCUUUACAUUUUCAAUACUCCACCGGUUAGCAUUCGCGACUGGCUACGAGCUGAGAAAAUCUACAACCUCUGUGAGAUUCUUUGUAAAGUUCAUAAGCUCUGGCUUGCUGAUGAAUGCUGGCUACAAGCAAACUUAUAUUUAGGUCUUCAUCAGGACUGCGAACUUCAAGACCAGAGGCCGUAUGGUUUCAGUAUCCUGGCCGGACAAGGGAAGAGCCAUUAUUUCUACGUGGAGCUGGGCAGUGAGCUAGCCGUGUGGGAGAAAACCUUCCAGAGAGCAGUUUUCACGGAAGUACAGAGAACAGGGUCUAAGACGUAUGGAUGCACCUGGCAAGGCCAAGCAUUGUCCUUCACAAUAGACUUUGCUGUCGGAUUUUUGUGUGUCGAUAAUAACACUAAGAAUGUUCUCUGGAGAUUCAAGUUCUCGCAGCUCAAAGGAUCAUCUGAUGAUGGGAAAACUCGAGUGAAACUGCUUUUUCAGAAUACAGAUACCAGGCAGAUUGAGAUGAAGGAGCUAGAAUUUCCUGAUCUAACGGCAGUAUUGCACUGCAUACACUCUUUCAUCGCAGCAAAAGUGGCAGCAGUGGAUCCAGUGUUCGUGGACAGCCAGAGUGUUGCACGGAAGUACAUGUACAGCAGCUGAGGUCUGGAUUUCAACCCAAGGGAAAGUAUUCUGUUAUUUAGCUUAAAAUAAUCACUUAAUUGUACGUGCUGCUGUGUGGCAGUGGGGAAUGGAGUUGGAAUGAGCUUGUGUUCUUGGAUAGAAAUGGUUAAGACAUCUGUCAG
Molecule: messenger RNA, 1763 nt
Organism: Callorhinchus milii (elephant shark)
Lineage: Eukaryota; Metazoa; Chordata; Chondrichthyes; Chimaeriformes; Callorhinchidae
Gene: sntg2
Product: syntrophin, gamma 2
Exons: 17
Coding region: 1-1620 (539 amino acids)
Cellular component (GO): dystrophin-associated glycoprotein complex; intracellular anatomical structure
Molecular function (GO): structural molecule activity; protein binding
Source: RefSeq, a predicted model, not a curated record